GGGAAUGCUGAUAAUAGCAGGGAGAGGAUUUUCAACUCUAUCAUUUUGCAAUUGUGUUUUUGUAGCGUCAAUAUCUGUUUUUUUCUUUUUCUGAUAUUACCUAAAUCUUGGAAGUUUAAGCGACUUGAAUCUCGGAUCCUUGGGUGGGAAUUCUGCCUUCCUGGAGUAUGGACCAAUUUUUACGGUGCUAACUGUUGGAAAGAGACUUACCUUUGUUACAGAAGUGGAUGAUUUCAAGAUAUUCUUUGGAUCCAAAGAUGUUGACUUUCAACAAGCAGUACAGGAUCCUGUAGAGCAUACAGCUUCUAUUACCAAACACAGUUUUUAUAAACACCACACAGAAAUCCAUGACAUGAUGAAAAGGAGAUUGGCUCUGUCCAAUUUACACCUGUUCAUUGGUAAUCUCUCUGAGGAGUUUACUGAGCGACUGACAUACCUUGGAACUGAAGGCACUGAUGACUUGUGUGACCUCGUCAGGCACAGUAUGUAUUCUGCAGUUGUGAACCAGCUGUUUGGUAGAGGUAUCUGUAUCACUGAUGGAAACGCAGUUCGAGAGUUUGAGGAUCACUUCAAGAUUUUUGACAAAGGCUUUGAAUAUGGUAGCCAGCUGCCAGAGUUCCUACUAAAAAAUUGGUCUAAAUCGAAGCAUUGGCUGCUAUUACUGUUGGAAGGUGCUGCAACUAAAGCUGGAAAGACAAUGCCUGCGGACAGUGACUCAAAGACUUUGUUACAGCAUCUUUUAGAUAUUGUGGAUGGAAAAUUUGGUCCCAAUUACGUUUUAUUGAUGCUAUGGGCUUCUCAAGCCAAUGCACUUCCUAUUACAUUCUGGUCUCUUGCAUUUAUAAUUUCUGACCCUUCGAUUUACAAGACUGUUAUGAAGGAACUUUGUUCCGUCUUUGAUAGCCAAGCGGACAAAACGAUCAAAGUAAGUGAGACUGAUCUUCGGAAGCUUCCAUACUUGAAGUGGUGCAUUUUAGAGGCAAUUCGCUUGCGAUCUCCUGGAGCCAUAGCUAGAAAAGUGGUGCGGCCUCUGAAAAUUAAAAACUACAUCGUUCCUCCAGGAGACAUCCUGAUGUUGUCACUUUUCUGGGCACACAGGAAUCCCAAGUAUUUUCCUGAACCGGAAAAAUUUCUUCCCGAACGGUGGAAGGAGGCAGAUUUGGAAAAGCAUGUAUUUUUGAAUGGCUUUAUUGGUUUUGGAGGAGGCAGAUAUCAGUGUCCUGGAAGGUGGUUUGCUCUGAUGGAGAUCCAAUUGUUUAUCGCUCUGAUACUUUACAAAUAUGAGUUUACUCUAUUGGAUUCUGUCCCAAAACAGAGUCCUCUUCAUUUAGUCGGAACCCAGCAGCCAAUGGGUCCUUGCAGAGUUAGAUAUAGAAGUCGGUGAUCAUUAUUGCUGCAAGUACUCCAUGGGAUUGAACUGCAGCCCAACUGCUGCACGUAGUGCUUUCCUUCCUUACUGUGUAUGUAUAACGUUUUACAAAUUACUACAAUUCGACUAGACUGUUCAAGGAUGCUGGAACAGCAGUAGUAAAUCUGACACUGUAAAUCUUAACUUCCUUACAUGAUGUUGUAUGUUAAGCAAAAUGCUUUUAACUUCAGAACUUCAGUGAUGAUUGGAGUGGUGGAAAUCAGACAACGGAAUCUUUUUCUCCUUCCUUAUUCAUGAUCAAGCCAUAUUGACCACGUAAAUCUCUCACAGACUUAAUCGUGUAAGCUGUAGGUUAUAACUUGCUAUGUGUUCUGCAAAGGCUUACCUUAUAAAAUUUGCAUUGUAAUUUUUAAAGUAAGGAAUACUAUGUUAAAAUCAAUCUUGCUAACUUUAUGCUACUGAAAUUAUGAAAUACAGUCAUUAUUAUGGUUGUGAUCAAGAUAACUAUUAUCUGCAUUGACAGGAACAGUGCAAUAAAGUCGCUGUCAAUAUU
Callorhinchus milii (elephant shark) is the source of this 1922-nucleotide messenger RNA. It is a transcript of the gene cyp39a1, whose product is annotated as 24-hydroxycholesterol 7-alpha-hydroxylase. Gene Ontology annotation, biological process: bile acid biosynthetic process; cholesterol homeostasis. NCBI's taxonomy places the organism in Eukaryota, Metazoa, Chordata, Chondrichthyes, Chimaeriformes, Callorhinchidae. The transcript is spliced from 12 exons. The record is from RefSeq and is a predicted model, not a curated record. Bases 353 to 1384 code for a protein of 343 amino acids. Gene Ontology annotation, molecular function: steroid hydroxylase activity; heme binding; oxidoreductase activity, acting on paired donors, with incorporation or reduction of molecular oxygen.